AGUUAGGGUUGUACCUUGGUGCACGUUACGUUCUUGCAAGCUUACCGUGUCAACCAGCCUCUCUGUCAGUCUUGUGCAGACUUGUACUUGAAGCGGCUCCCAUUCCCCGUGCUGGUUGCUGUCACAACUCAUCGUGCAACAAGAUUUUGUCGCGGUACUUUUUUGCACAAGUCGGGUCCCCACGAUGAGACAUCAAUUUUCCUAUUUCGAGCAGACCAAGAAGCAGAUUGCACAGAUCAUUGGGCGACCGGCGACCGACGAUUUGAUCUACAACGCCAUCUACUCAUUCACAAUCGGGGGGAACGAUUACAUGAACAACUACCUAGCGAGCGCAAUAAAUACCAAGAAUAUGUACACCCCGCAGCAGUACCAAGAUCUUCUCAUCAACAGCUUCAAAAGCCAGAUCAAAACUGGCUACUAUUUGGGGAUUUUGAAGUUCAUCAACUCUAACAUCGGUCCCAUUGGGUGUGCACCUUCAGUCAGUGAAGAGGUGAAUGCGUCGAAGAGGAACAAUUACGCCGUAGGAUUCAAUGCCGCCUUGAAGCCCAUGUUGGAGAGAUUCACAGAUCCAGUGUCCACGGCCUGCUGCGGCGUAGGCAAAUACAUCAGCAUCGACGGGGCGUGCCGCACCAUCUCACGCCUAUGCCCCGACAGAGCUAAGUCGGUGUUUUGGGACGCUUUCCACCCGACGAAGAAGAUGAACAAGAUCUGCAACAAUCAGUUCCUCUUUGGCGGCCUGCACGCCAUCAGCCCCAUUAAUGUGAAGAAACUGCUGGCCGUGUAACACGGAGCCCAUAAACACGACCCACUGCAGGAAAACAGGCUAGGAUUGAUCAGCGCAUGGUGCAUUACCGAUUGAGCAAUUCUAGAUUGUGGCGCCCUCAUCGCUAGCCGGUGACGCUGUCAUCUUGUAUCCACGCUGGGUGCGGCGUUACCUUUCCUCACCGCCACCAAUAAUCUACCAUAGUGUGCAUGGCCUUUUGGAAUGAGAUUCCUUCCAUACAACUUCACAUGUUGCCUCUCAGGCAAGCUCACUUGCAAUAAAACAAUACAAAAAACAUCCUUUGUAGUG
This is a messenger RNA of Physcomitrium patens, 1072 nucleotides long. The record is from RefSeq and is a predicted model, not a curated record. Lineage: Eukaryota; Viridiplantae; Streptophyta; Bryopsida; Funariales; Funariaceae.